Molecule: messenger RNA, 5417 nt
Organism: Ctenopharyngodon idella (grass carp)
Lineage: Eukaryota; Metazoa; Chordata; Actinopteri; Cypriniformes; Xenocyprididae
Gene: dnajc14
Product: DnaJ (Hsp40) homolog, subfamily C, member 14
Exons: 9
Coding region: 697-2691 (664 amino acids)
Molecular function (GO): dopamine receptor binding
Source: RefSeq, a predicted model, not a curated record
GUGCUGUACUCGGAAGUGAACUGGAAUGAAGAGAGAAGGACAGUGAAAGCAGUUAAAGAUAGGUGAGAAAAGAGGCUGAGCUGCUUCAAACUCAUAUUAGACCCGAGAUAAACUUUGCUGCCUGUACACUGUUGUUUUAGUGUUGAAGGCGGUACAGCUCGGUGUAGGUGUUCUUAAGUUAGCAUGCCUGCUAAAGCAAAACAGCAUCGUAAAUGAAGAGAUUAAACAGAUAUAAAGGUUAUUAAACAUAAACAUUCACAAAAACACAAUCACGUUAUGUAAACCCUCAGUCGGCAGCAGUUGAGGAGUGGAUGCUCAUACACUUUAUCAGGACAGAGAGUUCAGAAAUUGCAGUAUAAUCUUCAGGUUCAUCAAACAUCAACCAAGCUCUAAGAUUAAUCAUCACAAAAUUGAAACAAAAAGUUUUUGAAAAGGGAGCUGCUCCAUGAACAUGUUCAUCAAGUGACUUUAUCAAAGGGGGUUCAGAAUGCUGCUGUGAUUUGGAAAUGUCCAUCUCUGAUCGUCUGCAAUGCUGGACAUGCUGAAGGCCCCAUAUAGUGUUUCAUUUGUAAAUAUGAGACAGCUGUUAAAACAAUGCAUGCAUGGUCCAAGUCUGCUGCCACCCUGAAGCUCAUGAUGGAUGUUUCCAUGUCUGUCUUAAGUGUGAGGGAGUGAACCUGUGGAUAUCUGACCAAGAUGGAAGACGACAUGGCCAUACAUUGGGAGACAGUAGAGGAAAGCACUGACUGUGGUCCGCCUGCCGCUUCUCUGGGCAGUCCAGGUCAUGGAAAUGACAGUCAUGUGACGCCGCCUCAGGGACCUGAGUGUGAACAUGAGGCGUUCGAUGAAUUUGAUUGUGAAUUCCCUGAGGAAGACUUUGAUUUAGAAGUAGACGAGAAUGAAGAACAAAACACCACAACUAAGGAUCAGGUGGAAGAUGGGAGUGCUGAAAAGGAAAAAUGUGAAAGAGGAGGGAAAAAUGAAUUGGAGAAUGAGUUGAGGGGCAACGCGGAGUCUAGAUCCCGCAAUGCUGGAAUCGGGAGGAAAGGAAAGGUCAAGAAGAGUGGCUCGGCGCAGGGGCCUUGUGAUCAAACACCAUCGUGGACAUCUUCCACGUCUCAUAAAUCCUUCUUUGCAUCCUCCGGGCCCAGCAGAUACAAGCAAGUGAAGCGACGGAACCAGCAUCUGCACAAUCACAGCCGUGCACGAAGGAAAAACGGGAUCCAGCCGUUGGUCAUGGUGUGUCGGGAUUUCCUAGCGGAAUUUGUCAGCCCCUGGUGCAUUUCCUGCAUCCAUAUGGUUGUCGAACUCAUCAUCUCUUUGACCCACCGCUGUGGAGUUGCUGUGGAAUCGUCUGGAAUUGCGCUAUACGACUUUGGAACACGCAUGCUUUGCAAGGUCUCAGAUAUUCCAGGCUUGACUCAAGAUUUGAGGCGGUUCCUGGACUGGAGCUGGUGUUCAGCUGUAGCUUUAAAAGAAGGCAUCGGCAGGACUUUGUGUUGGGCUCGACACGCUCUUCUUUCCAGUUUGAGAUUUGUUGGUGCCACGCUAAACGCAGGCUCUCAGAUGAUGAGGUGUGUCAUGGGGAGGCUGGCGGGAGAGAGGGGCAGGAAAUGGUGGCUUGCCCUCCAAAGCAGCAGGGUUUGGAGGAAAGUGUCAGAUCUGACCGUGAGGAUUCACGGGUGUUUCUUUAAACAAGGUGGCAUGAAUGAAAGCUCAAAUCCAGAGUCUCCCAACAGGGGGGCAGACAAGUGGCAACCUGGCGAAGAGCUGCAGAGACUGCUGGCACUAGCCAAGAUCCCUGAAGAGGAGUUGGACCCAUUUAACGUUCUUGGAGUGGAUAUUCAUGCCACCGAAUCUGAACUCAAGAGAGCUUACAGGCAGCUUGCAGUACAGGUUCAUCCCGACAAAAACAAGCACCCAGGUGCUGGUGAGGCCUUCAAGGUGUUAAGAGCAGCAUGGGACAUCGUCAGUAACCCAGAGACACGGCGAGAGUAUGAACUGAAGCGUAUGGCAGCUACAGAGCUUUCAAAAUCCAUGAAUGAGUUCCUGACCAAACUACAGGACGACCUGAAAGAAGCCAUGAACACAAUGAUGUGCACUAAAUGUGAGGGCAAGCACAAGCGCUUUGAGAUGGACCGUGAGCCUGGCGAGGCCCGAUUCUGUGCUGAAUGUAAUAAAUGGCACAGUGCCGAGGAGGGAGACCUGUGGGCUGAAUCUAGUAUGCUGGGACUGCGCAUCACGUACUUCGCCUUCAUGGAUGGCAAAGUCUUUGACAUUACUGAGUGGGCAGGCUGUCAGCGUAUAAGCAUCUCUCCAGACACACAUCGCGUGCCAUAUCAUAUCUCUUUCGGCUCUAAAGGUAGCAGCGGCGCCAGCCGCCACAGAUCCGCGCCAGAUCAUGCAGCAGGUGGCGGCUCACCUGCGGACCUGCAGGACUUCUUCAGCCGCUUCUUCCAGGGCGGAGCUCCCAGUGAUGCAUCUGCUAACGGAGGCUUCUUCCCAACGGGAAACCCGCCGCCUCAUGCCUCUGCAGCAGCUGCAGGGACUGCAAACAUGUUUUCAGGGUCGUCUCCACAAACAGGGUUCUUUAGCCCAGGGGCCCAGCGGAGCGACCCCAGCGAACACUGGACUGAAGGAGGAAAACCCCCGCGCCGGCGCAAGAAAGUUCGCAAGCCAUUCCAGCGCUGAGAAACGUAAAAUUAGGCAGAGGUGGAGCGCUGUCUGUUGCCAUGCUGUGACAUGAUAUUGGCCAACUAGUGCAUCAAAACGAGGACAAAAUCUUUUGGCCUCGUUUGAACAUUCAGUGUUGGUGCUUUGAAGCUUCCUGAUACAGAAUGAAAUGGCAUUGAAUUUCAUCGAGGAGCAAGCGAAAAGAGACGCAAGAAGAAGAUCUUGCCGUUUCAUGUUUGAAGUUCUUUUUUUGUUUUUUUUAUCUCUUGUUUUGACACAAAUUAAUGUACGUUCAAGCAUUUGAAAUCACACUCUUUCAAGAAACAGAAGGACUCGUGCUUAGAGACUCCUGGUGUAUCUGAAGAAUAUUUGACCCAACGUUAAAAAUGGACUAUUUACUCACCAUCAUGCAGUUCCAAACCUUUAUGCCUUUUGUUUUUUCAUUGGAUUUUCUCACAGCACAAGAAGAACAGAAAAUACCCAACAUCGUAAACGUAGUCCAUGUGACUUAUGUUUUCAGAUGUCUUGGAAUAGCUUUGUGUGACGACCCAAACUCAAGCUGUUCAUUGAUCAUGUUCUUCUCCAUCAUAACUAUCUAUUUUGGCCCAGGUUUAAUGCAAUGGUCAUGGGAUACAUGACAACCAAUGGUGUUUAGGGAGAAAGAGGUCAAAGCUUUUGUAGGCAAGGUUUCAGUGGAGGGAUGAAUAGCAGUGAAUAAUAACUUUGCUUUUGGAAAACAACUGCAUGAAGAUUCUAAAAAUUGUCCUUUUGUGUUCCUCUGGGAAAAAAAAAAAUCACAGCAUCAGAGUUUGGAACAACAUGAGGGUAAUGAUGAUCCAUUUUUAACCAGUUUUACUUUAAAAAUGUCUGUGUUUUUGCCAGGCUUGAAUCUGAUGGAAAAUGUUGGCGAUGUGGCUAAAUGUUUUGCGAUACGAUCACAUUAGGAUUAAUGUAUAAAUCGCACACAGACCUCAGGGAUGACUUUCUCUUCAUCUGCUACUAGUAAGAGAACAGGAAGAACAUGUAGCUGAGAUUUCCCAAUGUUCCUGGGUGUAUUUAGAGCUCAUGAGAUCCUGAGGAUACCAGUUAUUCAAGCCCCAGAAUUCAACAGUUCAACAUUAAAACCUGUUUGUUUUCUUCAGGUGGAUAGUUGUUGUUGGGUUUUUUUUUCCAUUGUUUAAAUCACUUCACAUAGAUUUACAAAUAUUUUAAUUAAAAAAUGACAGGAUAUGGGUUAGUAUUCUUGAGACGGAUCAACUGCUCACAUGAUUGAAUGAAACUUUGAAUCAGAAGAUGGAAGAUUCUAGUGGGAUUUUCCCAUCAAAUGCUCUGCCUGCUUCAUGGAUCUGUUGACUUGUUCGCUUUAGGUUUUGCUGGAGCUGCAGGAGCCUCCAUAGUGUUGUCAAAAGUACUGACUUCUAUACCAAAUCGGUACUGAAAUUUAAAAAUGUUACGCUUUGAGCGCUGUUGAGCGGAUUCAUAAACACCUCUGAUUGGCCAUUGUGUUCACACACUUAGCUAUAUCUGUUAUUGGCUACAAUGAUCAACGCACUGGAGUGUUUGAAAGCGCACAGAAGUGUUUGAAUUUGAAAGCAUUUUGACCGGUCCACUGACCGCCUGCUUUCAAACGCUCUCGUGUGUAUGUGUAAGUGCUCUGUGAAGAGCGUCAUUGAUGUCUAUUUACAACAUGUUUUUGAAGCGUUGAUCAUUGUAGCCAAUCACAGAUAUAUCUGUUGAGCGUGUGAACACAGUGGCCAAUCAAGUGUCUACGAAUCCGCUCAACAGCGCUCCAAGUGUCAUAUUUUUAAAAUUUCAGUAGUGACUUGAUGCCCAAGUCGGUACUUUUGACAACUCCACUCCAAUGUGCGUUAUAUUUAGAGUGAGGAAAAAAAACACAUCAAAAUUUAAGUUACUUAAAGCACAAAUGAAAUCGUGUAGACCUUAAAUGUCUGCAUGCAUAGAUUUUGAAGUUAAGUUUAAAAAUGGGUUUUGAUGUGAAAAUCCCAGAGCCUCCCUUUAAGAAGUCCACUUUUAAUUUUUGACCACUUCUUAACACUCAGGAAUCAUCUUAAAAGAUUUCAUUCAUCUGCCAACAGAUUCAUUAGUGUCCAAACCUGAUGUCUUUGUUCAGUUUUUUCUUUAUUUGUACAGUAGGCCCAAUAUGAGUUAAGACACGGACAGCUUUGCCUCUGUUCAGCUGAAACAUACCAAUGCAUAUGUGUUCAUGAGUUCUCAGAGAUGCUUUCAUGUUCAGUUUUAAUUCUGUUAAAUGCGCUUAUUUAACGAUAGUCUUUAAAGAAAACGAUCAAUUCCAAGAAUAAAACGAUUUGAAGAGGCUGUACUUUCCAGAAAUUAAAUGAAAUUGUUUUUGUUUUUUUGCUCUUUGUCAGGCCUGUCACUCCACUGUUAAAAGAGUAGCGAUGGAUAUAAUGGUUUAAUGUGGUUACUCAAUUAUUUAAAAAUUGUGCAUGAUAAAUUAGCAGCACGUUUACCGAUGAAAUGAUCUUGAAGGCUAAAAAUGACUAACUACACUGUAACAAUAGUUGACCCGAACUAAAUCAAUGGUUGUUUCCAUUAUCUUUGGGGUAAAUUUCAGUUUUGUAAAUGUUUACCUUUCAUCAGAUUUUUCAGGCUGAUAUUUUUGGCUUUACAGCAGAGUCUUUCUGUUAAUGCCAAGUAUUAUUUAAUUUCUAUUCACAGCUGAUAAUUGAAGUGGCAUACUAGAAAUAAAACAUUAGACAGUU